GGGGGUGUUGGGGUGAACAAACCGAGCGCUCCCUCCUAACGCCGCAUCCAGCUAAACAAAGCAUGUCAUCACCCCGCGCCUUUGUUGUCAGACUGCGACCGUCCAUCGGCCCCAGCUAGCAUCACCGACCCGCUCUGCAGGAGGCGCACAGAGAAGAAGAACUCGCUCAAUAAUGAUCCGUGUUACGUUUCCACGCAGCUGAAUCCUCCCGACAGUGGGGUCAGAGGCGGGUCGAGCUGAAGGAACCAGCCGCUGUUUGAGGAAGGUUAGACAGAACGAGGAGAGUCCACAUGUCGUCGGCAGCAGAGACGGUGGAAAAUGCCUCCAUCAUUUCAGAGAGUGUGUCCCAUGAUGGAAACCGCUUGUGGCUAGGCAACAUCGAUCCCAAAAUCACAGAGUAUCACCUGGUGAAGUUGUUGGAGAGGUUUGGGGAGGUGAAACAGUUUGACUUCCUGUUCCACAAGUCGGGGCCUUUAGAGGGACAGCCACGGGGCUACUGCUUUGUCAACUUCAGCACCAGAGAGGAGGCAGAGCGGGCGAUCCAGUGUUUAAAUGGGAAGCUAGCUUUGUCCAAGAAGCUGGUUGUGCGAUGGGCGCACGCACAGGUGAGGAGGUUUGAAGGUUUCCGUAACGACAAGACGAUGCCUCCGAGCCUGGAGCCGUCGUCGAGCGGUGCCGGAGAGGACGGAGCCUUAACAGCCAAUCACCUCAGCACGAGUGCUAAAAUCCGCGCCAUCGAGGCCAAGCUCCAGAUGAUGGAUGAGAACCCAGACGAUGACUACUCGGGCCCGUCGGCCUACGUUCACAACAAACCGCCAGAGAGGAAACGAUGGGAGCCCUACAAUAAAUCCCACCACAACAACCAGAGCAGGCCCUUCCGCAAGUUUAGGAGAUGACCCCAUGCUCCGAGACAACCCCCACCACCACCACAGCUCAGCCCCCCUGCCUACACACAAACAGACUCUAUACAGUAGAUAUUAUACAGACUUUAUCUGGGAAUAAAAGAUUUUUGAAGUUGUUCCUUUCAGAACUUUGACUCUUUUAGGAGUAAUCAUGGAGAAGUACCUAAAGUGUUUUAUUAUUAGGGCCUAAGCACUCAGCACGGACCCUAUUGGAAUUGCUUCGAUCAUUAUUAUUAUGAUUAUUUUUGGUUACAGUACAUAAUUAGUUAUCAUUUAGUCUUCAAUGACGCCCCCAAACCUGACUGCUGUACAGGUUGGAUCCCUCACCACUCUCGUGCUUUCACUUUGUUACAGAGACUUAACACAGGUGCAUCAUCCAGCUGUGGUUUGCAGGCACUAAAGGAAAGAGAAAUUAUUAUUAUUAUUAGAUUCUGGGUUUUUUUUUUACUUCCAGAUCAAAUUAUUUAAAUGAGAGGUCCUCACUUUUCAGUGUUUGUCUUGAUUCAAGACGUCAAACCAGGAGAAAGCAAAUAGGAUUUAUAACGGGUUUGUAUUAAUGGAGUUUAAAUGAGAAGCCACUCAGCGACAAUUAGUGUGAGCAGCAGUUUGUUACGUGUAAAGUGUCGUGUUUUUCCCCCGAAUAAUUUGCUCUUUUUCUUUUUUUUUCUUGAAUCCAAUUUUUCUACGACUGCAGUCCAAUCAUUUUUACAAACGUUAUGUGGCAUGGAGAUUGUUUUUAUUUUCAUUUUCAAUUAAAGGUAAUUGAAUAUCUCAUCCGCAGCGUGUGGUUUCAUGACAUUUUAUAGGUUGUACGCAAGAUUCAGUUAAAUGAGUUGUGCUGUUAUAGCAACAUUAAAAUGCCCUCAGCCCGAAACGCUGUUGCUGAUAUUAAAGAAUAGGAUCUUAAGAAAUGCGGUAACCUCGCUUCACCUCUUUAAAAUACAAAUAAAAGCAGAUCCACUGUUAUUCAGCGUGGAUCAUAAAUGUUUUCCACCACAUAGAAUUACCAUGACGUCCCACAUUUUCUGUAAUAAUUGAUUAAUCCUGGUUAUUUUAAACACUGAUUAUGUUUUAAGCCCCAUUUCCUUCUUUUUUUCUACUGGAAUAUUAAAUAUUUUCUUAAUUUGUGCUAUCCCCAAAAACAUUUGAGUCAAUAAUUUCAAUCCUUUUGAGGCUGACUGAAUGUGGGUUUAAUCUUGUUUUGUGUGUUGUUCUACUGGAGCACAGGGAUGUUGUUGAUGUGAUCUGAAUUGUGUGACCUGCAGUGCGAGGCUGUAAAAAAAAAAAUCAUUUUCAGGGCAAAAAUAUAUUUUAACUAAUAAUAUUUAACUUGCAUCUUAAUAUGAAAGAUAAAUAACACUGCAGCAGGGAGACGGAUCGAUAACAAGAUGACAGAACAUUAUUUCACGCGCGCUGGAGAAACCAAAUCCUACCUCUUGACAUCAUCCACUCGUUUCCUGUUCUGAUUUCUUUGUUGUUGUAAAUUCACCAGAUCGCAGAAUAUCUCUGAUGUUCGUCAGAUCAGCUGAACGGUUCCUUUGUGCCAUGUGUGCGCAUUUAUCUGUUUUCAAAAUAAAGGCCCCGUUCGUUCAAA
This is a messenger RNA of Hippoglossus stenolepis (Pacific halibut), 2496 nucleotides long. It is a transcript of the gene rbm18, whose product is annotated as RNA binding motif protein 18. The transcript is spliced from 6 exons. The record is from RefSeq and is a predicted model, not a curated record. The coding region runs from base 291 to 896 and encodes 201 amino acids. Lineage: Eukaryota; Metazoa; Chordata; Actinopteri; Pleuronectiformes; Pleuronectidae. Gene Ontology annotation, molecular function: RNA binding.